Messenger RNA from Cladophialophora immunda, 3960 nucleotides. RefSeq lists its product as uncharacterized. Bases 142 to 3660 code for a protein of 1172 amino acids. Lineage: Eukaryota; Fungi; Ascomycota; Eurotiomycetes; Chaetothyriales; Herpotrichiellaceae. The transcript has 3 exons. Gene Ontology annotation, biological process: siRNA processing. The record is from RefSeq and is a predicted model, not a curated record. Gene Ontology annotation, molecular function: RNA-directed RNA polymerase activity. Gene Ontology annotation, cellular component: nuclear RNA-directed RNA polymerase complex.
UAUGCCCGUGCCAACCAGACAUGGACACGAGCCGCACAGCUUGGUCAAUGCUCCCAAGCGCGGCUCUCUAAGAAUCUUGUGUGUCUUUUGGCCCUGCAAUGAGUACAGCAUUUCAUAUCGUCCUCAAGAAUCGUCCCUACAAUGGAGGUGCACAUCGCGAACCUUGACUCGAAGUUUACUAGAGACAGAUUGAAAGAUUGCCUGACUCCCAUCCUCUCCGAAUUCCAGAUUCAUGUCUUCGAAGUCCGAAAAGCAGUCGGCAAGACGUUCGCGACGCUCACAGUUACAGAUACUUCCAAAGCCCAAAGCCUCUUGUCUAGAGCGCAUGCUUACCCAACCCUCCUCUCGUCUCCUUCCGGGCGGAAUGCGGUGUUCAACGUGAGUCGCAAGCCAGCGGAUCCUCAUUGGUUGCGUGUACUGCGCAAGGAAGAGAAGGACCGACUAAACCUCCAAGAAUGGCAGAAGUCGUCGAAGCUGGCUGCCAAAACCCAAGAUUCCGAAGGGGACGCAGGACUGAAAAUUACAGCACUACGGUGUGGCCGUUGGGAGACACUGACUGGAAAGACUACAUUUGUGCCUUAUUUCGAGGUCUCUACCGAAGGCAAGCUGACAAGGGGUGCACGAGCGCUGGUGGUACAGAUCACCGCCACGCCUUCCAAGCGCCACGAUCUAGUUAUGGAUCUAUCCUGCAUAUUGGCUCUUGCCAUAUCAUGGGGAAAAACCCGCAGUACUUUGACAAUCACGCUGAUUACUUCACCAAGAAUCUACGAGAAUGAGGUGGCCGCGGCCAAUUGUGACCUAUCUACGAUGUUCACAGCUUUACACAUGGGCUCGCCGCGAGACAAGAGGUUUCGUGAGUGCACAUUACCAGGUUCCCAAUCUGGCGUUGUCGGCAGCUGCUUGACAUACAGCAUGGUCGUAUCAACAGGAUCUGUCAACCUACAACACCGCCUAAAGGCAAUGACUUAUCGCCGCUUUCCUAUCACGACACUGCCCACCAUGGCCGCUCCUCCACCAUCGCCGACCCUUGCAGGGCAAUUGUCCAGGUUGAACGCGCAUGUUGCGGCGUUGAGGUUUUCCUUUGCCUGGAGAUUUCAGGUACAUGCAUUGUGGGCCAACGGUGUCCUGUCUCCAACGGAAGUCCAGUAUCUUCUACCAACCAUGAUUAGCUUGCUCGAACGGUCAGGCGAAUCGGCACUCAUUGCGGUCUUGCGACGACUCAAUUUGCAACUAUCUCAUAAUGAUGCUACCACCGAUCCUCAACAGGGUGCUGUGACUUACGCGCGGGAAAGUCUCGAACAAGGUUCGAAUCUUUUGCUCGAAUGUGACAGCUCGCACACCUCCCCAAUUGACAUGGUCUCGAUUCACCGCGUCACCGUAACCCCAACUGGCAUUUAUCUCAAUGGUCCCGAACUCACCGCCUCGAACCGUGUCUUGAGACAGUACCGUGCACAUUCUGAUUGCUUUCUGCGGGUUCUUUUUUCCGAGGAAGACGCAACGCGGAUAGAAUUCGACAGGGAUACUUCCAACGAGCGAGUCCUUCAGGGUCGUUUCCUAACAAUACUCCGUACUGGUUUGAACAUUGCCGGCGAGCACUUUGACUUCCUUGGGUUUUCUCACUCGUCCUUGAGGUCACAAACAUGUUGGUUCAUGCGACCUUUUGUUCACGAUGGCUCAUUGUUAUCUGCGAAGGGCCUCAUCAGCAAGCUUGGCAACUUCAGCGCGAUCAGAUGUCCAGCCAAAUGUGCAGCUCGAAUUGGUCAGGCUUUCUCAGAGACCACAUCUGCUGUGCGAGUUGAGCCUAGCAUUGUCCAGAUAUACCCUGACGUCAAGGUCGGACGAUACUUGUUCACCGAUGGUUGUGGCACGAUUUCAAGGUCGACCUGGAAACGUCUCCGAGGAAACGUGCGCGCACAGGACCAGCCUACCUCCUACCAGAUUCGCUACAAAGGAGCCAAAGGAAUGCUUACCGUCGACACCCGCCUUCAAGGGGACCAAAUCCGGCUACGAGAGUCAAUGGUCAAGUUCAACGGUAGCCCAUCCGACGAGAUCGAAAUCUGUGGUUCAAAUAUGCGGCCGCUCCCUUUCAAGCUGAAUCGCCAGAUUAUCAAAAUACUGGAGGACCUUGGGGUGCCUGACUCGACGUUCGAAGGACUUCAAGAACAGGCUGUACAGCGGCUACGUCUCAGCGCCCUCUCGAAAUCUGUCGCUGUGAAUUUCAUCAACGAACACCUCUCCGAUGGCAGCAGCGGCUUGCCCACGCUUCUCAAAUACCUAGAUCACAUCGGUGUUGAUGCUACGGAGGACAGUUUUUUGAGAGAAAUACUCGGAGCAUUACUACAGGUCCAACUGCGAGAGAUCAAAUAUCGAAGUCGCAUCCUAGUUCCGGAAGCUCUCACACUUUACGGGAUCAGCGACGAGACUGAUUGGCUGGAGGAAGGUGAGGUCUUUGUCACCUUUUUUGAUAAAAAGACUGGAGCCCAUUCCUGCCUGAGCGGACGGGUGGCCAUUACUCGAUCUCCUGCUCUGCAUCCCGGAGAUGUGCAGCUUGUCCAGGCCGUAGCACCGCCGGAGAGUUCUCCUCUCUGGGACCUUCACAAUUCCGUCGUCUUUAGCCAGAAGGGUACUCGCGACAUGCCCAGCAUGCUGAGCGGCGGCGACCUGGAUGGCGAUCUCUACAACGUCAUCUACGAUGAUGAACUCUUGCCCAAGAGAACUGUAGCUCCUGCAGCAUAUCUGCCAGCAGUGCCCAUGGAUAUCGGCCGCUCAGUCACUGCCGAUGACAUGGCAGGGUUCUUUGUGGACUUUAUGCAAAAUGACCAACUUGGCAGGAUCGCCAUCCUCCACCAAGUCUUCGCCGACCUGUACAGCACCUUUUCAAGCAAUUGUCUCCUCCUCGCGGAGUUGCACUCAGAUGCAGUGGACUUUUCCAAAAGUGGCGUCCCUGUCGACUACAAGAAGAUCCCAAGAAGCCCCGAGUACAGACCCGACUUCAUGGCUCCAAGCGCGAGUACCAAGGUUGAGAAAGGUAUUAAAAGACCUGAAGAGACAGCUUUGCCUGACGGUCGCCAUCGUUACCGCUACUACGAGUCCGACCGUAUACUGGGUCGUUUGUAUCGAGCUGUGAACGAAGAUACCUUCUUCGAGGACCUCGAGGACGAUGCUUCGUCGCUCUUCAGCAAGGCGGCUACCAAUGUGCUGGGAGACAUCCGCGAUUGGGUGGUGACACAUAUCAGCUCCACGCGUGUUCAAGCUUUUCUCACGAGGGCGAGGGAAGUCAGAGACUAUUAUGAAUCGAGUCUGCUGGAGAUAAUGUCUCUUUACGCAGUUCGCCGGACGGAGCAACUCACUGAGAAGGAGGUGUUCAUCGGCAUGAUCUUGGGUCGUUCCGGCGCAGGAAACAAACAUCAACGAGAACAAUCAGACUAUAUGAAGUCCCAGUUCAACCAUGAACUUCGAGAAAUCAAAUCACGGAUGAGAUCUUUGACGGAGGAUGACGACGACUCUGGGUUUGUUUGCCUCGCUGCUGCUUGUCUCGAUGUGGCUGUGCGUGAGCCCAGCAAUUUCAAUGUCAAACUGAGCAGCUUCGGAUGGUUUGCCGCAGGCUUAUGUGUCCCUGAUAUCGUGCAAGAACAAGAAGGAAGCGUCUUCAGUGCAUGAGAGAUGUGUUAUCGAUCGUCCACGUCUGAUGAAUUGUGAGCAUGAAUGAAAAGAUGCGGCUAAGAAGCGGGAGUGAGACUAAUGAGUGUUUACUGCGUUAGCGAGAAGAGCCACCAGGACUUUAUCUACGCUCACUCUGAGUGUGGAAGGCGUGGAAUCAUGUCUGGCUUGCGUUCUUGCUCGUGUGGCCAAAUUUCGGUUCUAUUAGUGAUCAUGAUGGCAAUGUACGGUCGAGUCGAAGGACGACCUGAUGAAUGAUUGUUUUUGAAGCAUCACACCAUUGAACGUGAAGAAAGCCGG